Alternaria infectoria is the source of this 333-nucleotide messenger RNA. RefSeq lists its product as uncharacterized. Bases 1 to 333 code for a protein of 110 amino acids. Lineage: Eukaryota; Fungi; Ascomycota; Dothideomycetes; Pleosporales; Pleosporaceae. The transcript has 2 exons. The record is from RefSeq and is a predicted model, not a curated record.
AUGUUCGACUACAUCGACGAUCUGGGUUUGUCCUCUCUCUUUAUUGACGACGUCGACCAUGCCUUCGUUCCGCAGGAUGAUCUCGCUGCAUUUGAGUCUCGAGACGCGUACUACGUUCUGCCCUCUGGCCCUGGUUCAUCAUCAAGUGGUAUCCCGCGCGAGCUCUUCGACAAUCCAUUGGCCGCGCUUAUGCCCGUUGCGCAACCACCGCAUGGCCCCGACGCGAUGAUGCACGAACAUCUCAUCAACGGUAUUACACCUUGGUUCUUCGCUACACCAGGCAAUCAGGGUCCGCCUCCUGCAUCCACGCCCUGCGAUACCUUCUUCGCGUAA